Molecule: messenger RNA, 726 nt
Organism: Elephantulus edwardii (Cape elephant shrew)
Lineage: Eukaryota; Metazoa; Chordata; Mammalia; Macroscelidea; Macroscelididae
Gene: CLDN14
Product: claudin 14
Exons: 1
Coding region: 1-726 (241 amino acids)
Biological process (GO): cell adhesion; bicellular tight junction assembly
Cellular component (GO): plasma membrane; bicellular tight junction
Molecular function (GO): structural molecule activity
Source: RefSeq, a predicted model, not a curated record
AUGGUCAGCAGCGCCGUCCAGCUCCUGGGCUUCGUGCUCAGCUCUCUGGGGCUGGUGGGCACACUGAUCACCACCAUUCUGCCGCACUGGCGCAGGACUGCCCCCGUGGGCACCAACAUCAUGACGCCCGUGUCCUUCCUGAAGGGGCUGUGGAUGGAGUGCGCGUGGCACAGCACAGGCGUCUACCAGUGCCAGAUCUACCGCUCGCUGCUGGCGCUGCCCCGGGACCUGCAGGCCUCGCGCGCCCUCAUGGUCAUCUCCUGCCUGCUCUCAGGCAUUGCCUGCGCCUGCGCCAUCGUCGGAAUGAAGUGCACCCGGUGUGCCAAGGGCACGCGCGCCAAGACCAUCCUCGCCAUCCUCGGGGGCGCCCUCUUCAUCCUGGCCGGCCUUCUGUGCAUGGUGGCUGUCUCCUGGACCACCAACGACGUGGUGACCAAUUUCUAUAACCCACUGCUGCCGCCCAGUAGCAUGAAGUUCGAGAUCGGGCAGGCCCUGUACCUCGGCUUCAUUUCCUCGUCCCUCUCCAUCAUCGGCGGCACGCUGCUCUGCCUGUCUUGUCGGGAUGAAGCGCCCUACAGGCCCUACCAGGCACAGCCCCGGGCCACCAGGGCCCCCACGGCUGCCACUGCGUCCACAUGCCAGCCCCCUGCCGCCUACAAGGACAACCGGGCUCCCUCUGUGACCUCCGCCUCGUACAGCGGGUACAGACUGAACGACUAUGUAUAG